UAAAGCCAGUGAUCAAAAAAAAAAAAUUCACUAAAGCCAUAAAUCUUCCUCUCUCUCUCAUCAGAACUAUUUAACUCCCUUUCCCUUUUUACGUUUUUCUCCUGAUAGAUGGGUUUCUCGGACGCUGGAAUUUGUCUCUCCGAUCAAAAGAAUCUCGGCGAAACCGAAAUAGGGCUCCUUCGUGUACCCUCUAUAGGGUUUUCAGACCGAAGCGUUCAGGUAUUCCGUCCAGAUCAAGAUCUUGAAACCAAAGUCCGAGAACUAACUAAUUGCUCACAUGAAGGAGUAAAGAAUGAGGAAGAAGAAGAAUUAUGUAAGACUCCAACACGCCUGGACCAGAUUCUCCCAAAUAUUCCAAAUAUUUGUCCGCCGGCGCCGAGGAAGCCUAAGGGAAUCCAGUCAAGAAGCUUGAAGGUUCGAGAUUCUUAUAAAAGCAGGAGAAUGAUCAUUCUGAAUGUUUCUAGAGAGAUUGAUUGUAUGUUUCAUUCAGCAUCUCUCGGUAACAAAAUUAAGAAAGCCAGACAUAUUUGAUGUUACAUACGUAUAUGCAUAACGUAGCUACAUAUAAUUAACCAAAUGGUAAUAAACUACGUGUUAUGUAAUGUUGUGAGAUGCUAUUUCAGUUUUAUUUAUUUGUUAAAAAUCUUGUUUUUC
Brassica napus (rape) is the source of this 654-nucleotide messenger RNA. Its product is annotated as cyclin-dependent protein kinase inhibitor SMR10. The transcript has a single exon. Gene Ontology annotation, biological process: regulation of DNA endoreduplication. NCBI's taxonomy places the organism in Eukaryota, Viridiplantae, Streptophyta, Magnoliopsida, Brassicales, Brassicaceae. Bases 109 to 531 code for a protein of 140 amino acids. The record is from RefSeq and is a predicted model, not a curated record.